CCUAGGUAUCUCCGAAGGUAUCUACUGUAAUGCUCCAAUCUAUUAAAAUACACGCCAAGUUAAGCGGUUGAUAUCAGCUCCCCUAUUGGCCUCGAUCCUGGAUAAUAUACUAUUUAGGUAACGUUUGUUCUUCCUAGAGUCAAUUAUUACUUGUGAUUCGUCAAUGCUCUCCCGAGAGAACGCAAUGACGAGCAUCUCUAAAUACCUGCAUCAUUGCCUAGUACCCACUUCAACUUUUGAUUGCUUCAUUUGGACUCUCCAAAUCCUAUGGUAGGAUGGGCGACCAUCAAAAUCCCCCGCAGGGCCAACAACCUCCCCGCAUCUAGACGAAGCUCUUUUAGGUAUCGAACAACUUGGGAAUAUCUGCCGAGCCAAGGUUGAGGGACUAGGUAUAGCCUAGUCUCAUGACAUAGUUGUUACAAAGACGUCAGCCGAAUCAAGGCUAUUCGUCAGCUCUAGAUGGAGUUCAUAUAUAUCCUAGGCUACUAUGUAGCUAUCAGGCUAGACCAUAGGUGUAUACGAAUAUCUAGGAGUGUCUUUGAACGCCUUCGAUUAUAGUCUCUUUUUCAAGUUGUCUUCAAGCACGAUGGCAUCUGAACUUGAAGAUUUGAAGGAACAGGUUUCCCUCCUCCGAAAGGAGGUCUCGCGCAUCUCGGACGAAGCUGAAGUGCGGAAAGUCCACUUCAAAUAUGGCUACUAUCUCGACAAGUGUUUGUAUAACGAGGUCGUGGAUAUGUACGCAGAUCAUCCAGACACCUAUGUCGAAUUCCUUGGAUCACGAUAUCGAGGAAAGGAGGGCGUAAAACGACUCUAUAACGGGCGCUUCCAGCAAAGCUUCGUCGAUGGCCGCAAUGGGCCCGUUCGUGGUUUCCUACUCGACCAUAUCAUGAUGCAAGAUAUCGUCGACGUCGAUCCCAGCGGAACCCACGCCUGGUGCCGGAUGCGCGCUCUUAUGCAGGCUGGGACACACAAGUCCGUGCUAGGAACCCAUCCACGCGGACACGUGCAAUGGUGGGAAGGCGGGCUCUACGAGAACGAGUACAUCAAGGAGAACGGCGUCUGGAAGCUAUUCCGAUAUCGAUAUUUCCCGUUCUGGCACGCCGAGCACGAGAAGGGCUGGUCUUUGACAAAGGAGAACUACGUUCCGUGGCCCACCAAAACCUACCCCGAGGACCCUCUUGGCCCCGAUGAGAUUAUCGAGCAGAAGAUGCUCUGGCCCGACACGCGCGUGGUACCUUUCCACUACCCGCACCCGGUGACGGGGAAGAAGACGGCCGACGACGACCUGCGUGCACCGCAUUAUGGCAAGGACGCGAGCACGGCCGAGGCACCGCUCACACUGGCACUGCCGGAAGGUCAGAGCCGACCUGGAGCGGGGAAUACCUGGGAGAGUGAGGGUUCAGUGAGGGUUCUGCCUGAUCUGGUUGAGAACGCGUAGAGUGGUGGGUUGCAUACAUAUAGCCUAAAGGGGAAUAGGGAGACAUGUCUAGAAUCUGGGGUAAAGAGUCCAUGACUUCGACCCACUUCUCCAACACCCAGCUUCUGGUAUCUCGUGGUAGAUUUGAUUCUAGUACAUAUGUCAAGUGUUCUGUCCUAUCCCUGUUGUAUCGCUGUAGAUAAUAACUGCCGGCCGCGUUAAGAUCGUGUCUACUUCUCCCCACCUUAAAUAGUCUAGUGAGUCGAAUUAUACUAUGCGGUAAUCAGGUUAUCGUAUGCCGUCGGGAUGUUAAGUCGGCCCCGACUAUGGUAAGAUGUUCCGGGGUGGUAUUUCACAUGAGAAUGAUAACGCCUUCGAGAGGGAUUUCUCAAUCCAAUCGUGUACUUGCAAUUACUAA
This is a messenger RNA of Annulohypoxylon maeteangense, 1835 nucleotides long. Its product is annotated as SnoaL-like domain-containing protein. The coding region runs from base 587 to 1438 and encodes 283 amino acids. The record is from RefSeq and is a predicted model, not a curated record. The transcript is spliced from 2 exons. NCBI's taxonomy places the organism in Eukaryota, Fungi, Ascomycota, Sordariomycetes, Xylariales, Hypoxylaceae.